AUGCCUGACAUUCAUGAUCGUAUCCGCCAGGAUUUAAUGAACAAAGAGAUUGAGUUAUGGACUGCUCUCACUUCCGCUGAACCAGCACCUCCCAUAAUAAAACUAAGCAACCCCGAAGCCAACUUCCUAUUCCCGAAAAAGGAAGUCCUCACCCUGCAAGACGAGCGCAGAUUUCGCAAGGCUCUGAGACCUCCUUUCCAUCGAUUCGAUAGCUAUGAGAUGCUAGAUGUCCGACUUAUUAUCAUCGAUCUCAUGGCGGGUACAGUCACUUGCAAGGUUCAUGCCCUGAGGGAUAAUAAGAAGUAUCGAGUCACCUCACAUACGACUUGGAGCCAAGCGUCUGAUGGUGAAUGGAGGAUUGUGACGCACCAGGAAACACGUAUUUAG
This is a messenger RNA of Penicillium malachiteum, 387 nucleotides long. RefSeq lists its product as uncharacterized. The record is from RefSeq and is a predicted model, not a curated record. The transcript has a single exon. NCBI's taxonomy places the organism in Eukaryota, Fungi, Ascomycota, Eurotiomycetes, Eurotiales, Aspergillaceae. The coding region runs from base 1 to 387 and encodes 128 amino acids.